UUGAGUAUUCUCUCUUUCCUCUUAAGGACGUUUGAGAAGAGCCUAUUUGAUGAGAAUCUUUGGACGCAAAACUCAGAGACUGAGAUUUUUCAUUUUUUGGUACAAUUUUUCAGAAGGAAGAUCAUGUGAGAAUAUAUGUGUGUGUGAUUGUGAGAGAUAUCCCAAAAGUCUUAUUCGUUUAUGAGCAAAUUUGGUUUUGGUGGGGCAUUAGAUUCGCAGGAAACACACCCCAAUUCUGAUAAAUGAUGGGUUAUUUUCUAAUUGAUUUGGUUCACAAAGGAUCGGAAAAAUGGGAUUCGGGUUCGCGAAGAAUCUGAAGGGGAGAAACUAAAACUGAAAGCUCAGGGUGAUAAAGAAAUGGAUACCAGAGAAAGGACCUUUCAAUUUUAUUUCAGUUUGUAUAACAAAGCUUGAGGUACAAUUCUGUGAAAAGAAAGACCUCUAGUUAAGAGUCCAAUACCCAGAAUCCAAAGCGGCUUAAAAAGAGGGUGCUUUUUUUCCAUUUCCUCCUCUAUCAUUUUUUUUUUCAAUUUUUUUUUUUAUUUGUUAUCUUUUAUCUCUCCCUUUGGACUAUUCCCUGAAUAAAUAACCCCAAAAAGCUGGAAUUUUUGUUUGUCUAAAAAAAAAUUACUAAAAACCAAAACCAAAACAAAAUCCAGAAACCAGAACCAGAACCAGCAGCUCACCUCGCUCCAUUACAAACCCAUCUUUAAUAGCACAAAACAUAAACUGCCACACAAAGCCCAAGAAAUUUAUAUCAGACAACUGAUCCACAGAGAGAGGGAUAAUAAAAGAGAGAAGGUGAGCGAGAGAGAGUUGGUUUUGUUGUUUGGAAAUGGAAACCAGGGUGAGGUGGGCUUUAGACACCUGUCGGUCAUAGGCCUUAGAGUCGUGAAUAAUCGCUUUCUAUAGGGGGACGGUUUUAGCUCUCUCUGUCUUUCUCUUUUCUCUCUCCGCUCUUUCUCUGUGUCUUGUAAUGGUUAGAAAGUGGGCAGGGUUGUGGCUACUAGUAGUAGUAUCACAGGGCUUCUCGCAGGCUGUAAUCUGUGUCUAUAGGGUUCGUUUUCUUCUUUAUGUUGUUCGUAGUUUGCCAUUAAUGCUUUUCUGGAAAGUCUCAAAAAGAAAGAAAGCUUUGCCCAAAAAAACUGUUUAAAGUUGUGGAGAAAAAACAUGUCACUGCGCUGUUUAAAAAAAAAAAUCCCAUUAUAUUUGCAUCUGUUACACUGAUUAAAAUAAUAUAUUAAUCUGCUCUGUAAUUGAACCUUCAUUUCAAAGGUACAUACACCAAAUUUUAAGAAUUUUUUUUUUCCCUCUUCUAUUGUAAAUUCGUCUUCAUUUUUUUUUUUCUGUGCUAAAUUUACAAUUUGCAUUUCGGAAUUUUCCCAUUGUGGGUUUCUAGAAAUGUGAACAAAUUCGUGAAAUAGAAAAAAGAAAAAAAGAAAAAAAAAAGGGCAUUAAUUGGAUUCUGCAGUUACUUAUUUAUUUUUUUUAAUUACAGGGAUUGGUGGGUGUUGGAACAAAAAAGAAAAAGAGUUAAGAAUGGUUGCAGAAGCAUAGCAAAUAGAGCUUCUUGUUUCCCGGGCAGCGCCGCUCGUGUUUGUCGCUCGUGCGGCUUCAUUCAAAAUCUUCAGCUCCCAAAACCCAGAUCUCGAGGCUCUUCUAGUUUUUGUUUCCUAGCUGACAUCUGUUUAUAAUCUUCUCUGGGUUUACUUUUAUUACACACCGUUCGUGACCCUUCAUCCACCUUUCCUUCCUCCGCCAUUUUCUCUUUUCAAACCCAAAACGACCCCAAUCCUUCAAUACAAAGCACUUUGAAAGAGCUUUUUCCUAUCUGGGUUUUUGUUUUUAUUACAUAUAUACACUCUCAAAAUGUGAAAACUGGCUUUUGAUAUAUUGCAUUGGCCAUAAUCCCAGGAGGGUCGGUGAUAGUUUGUUGAAAAAUGCUGUUACAUUGCAUUCAAACCGAGUAUUGGGAUCAAUAUUAAAGCUUUUAGAACAUGCAUAAAAAAGGUUGUCAUUGGCUGUCUCUUGGCUUGGUACUUGGUUCCUAGGAGCAAAACUCGGUCCGCGAAUGGUGGCUUUGGUGGGUACUUUAGGGGCUAAGUAGUUCAUUUUGAGAUUGACUGUAAGGGAGUUGUGGGGAUAGUGAGUUUUUGAUGUGGAAUAUUGGUCAGUACAGACAUGCGAAGCUCUAAUGAGGAUGAAUAUGAUGUGUUCUUCGACUCAGCUGAUCGAUUGUCAUCUGUGGAGUCAAACUUAGUGGAAGAGGAGUUGAGAUGUAGUAACUUGGACUACCAAAUUUGGGUUAAUGAGCCCCAAAGUGUCAAGGAAAGAAGGGAGAGUUUUCUAAGAGGAAUGGGUUUAGCGGAAUUUGCAUCUUCAAUGAUAUGUUCUCGGGAUAUGGAAAUGGAUGUUGGCUGCUCAUCAAAGAUAAUGGGAUUGGACAGACUUAGGGAAUGCAGUGGAGCAGCCUCGAGUUCGUGUAGAGAUGAAGGAGAUGAUAAAGCAAAUUUUAUAGGUAAUGAAUUAUAUGGAAACCAACAAAACGAGACUAAAAUGGUUUUCACCAGGGAAGAGUGUGCAGAAAGAGAAGCCGAGAUUCAUGUAGAAGACUGUCGAAGUUGUCAUGAGAAUAGAAAGAAAAUGAGGAAUUGGUGGAAGCGUUUUGUAAAUAAAAGGAAGGGCGGAUGCAAUACAGUCAUGACUGAUGCAUCAAGUCCUGGUAGAGAGACACCUAAAAGUGCUAAAAUACAGGUUCAACAGAACAAUAAGAGGUGUCUGGAAUUUACUGCACCUUAUAUUGGACAAGAAAUCCAUGCACACAAGGGCUUUAUUUGGACAAUGAAAUUUAGUCCAGAUGGCCAGUAUCUGGCAAGUGGUGGUGAAGAUGGGGUUGUAAGAGUUUGGCGUGUGAAGGUAGCAGAUGCUUCUUCUGAUUAUUUAGCAGCUGGUGGAAACUUUUGUAGCAAACUCAAAGAAGGCAAAUCCAGUUUUAGAAGAAAACAUCCAGUCCAUGCCUCUGUUAUCUUUCCUGAUAAGGUUUUUCAGAUUCAUGAGUCACCGUUGCAAGAGUUUCAUGGCCAUUCCUCUGAUGUCUUAGACCUGGCAUGGUCUAAUUCUAAUUGUCUUCUUUCAUCUUCCAAAGAUAAAACUGUUCGACAGUGGAAACUUGGCUGCAAUCAAUGUCUUAAUGUUUUCCGUCACAAUAACUAUGUGACGUGCAUUCAGUUCAAUCCUAUUGAUGACAAUUACUUCAUCAGUGGAUCCAUUGAUGGAAAAGUUCGUAUUUGGGGGCUGUCCCAGAAGCGAGUUGUUGACUGGGCUGAUGUGCGAGACGUGAUAACUGCCAUAUGUUAUCGACCAGACGGAAACGGUUUUGUUGUUGGCACGAUUAGAGGCACUUGCCGUUUCUACGAAUCAUCAGGUGAAUGUCUCCUGCUGGAUGCACAGAUAGAUAUUCCUGGUAAAAAGAAAACUGCAGGCAGCAAAAUCACCGGCAUCAAGUUCUCCCAGGACAGAACUCAAAGAGUUAUGAUUUCAUCAGAAGACUCAAAACUCCGAAUAUUUGAUGGGGUUGAUCUUGUUCACAAAUACAAAGGUCUGCCCAAAUCAGGUAGUCAAAUGUCAGCUUCAUUUACUUCAAGUGGCAGACAUAUAAUUUCUGUUGGAGAGGACUCUCGAGUUUAUGUCUGGAACUAUGAUGGGUUGUCUGUCACUGCCACUAAACAAACAAAAUCUGUUCGAUCCUGUGAGCAUUUCUUUUAUGAAGGUGUGUCAGUAGCGAUACCUUGGUCAGGUAUUGGAACAGAAAAGUGGAGCUUAGAAAGUACAACUUCAUAUUCCUCGCAUGCAUCGGACCACCUUGAGCAUGCUUCCUGGAUAAGAGAUUCAGAACGGUUUUCUCUUGGUAAUUGGUUCUCCAUGGAUGGCCAAUGCAGGGCCUCUUUAAUGUGGCCGGAGGAGAAACUUCCUCUCUGGGAUUUAUCAGUUGUCGGAGAUCAAACCCAUCCUCAGCAUUUUGAAGAAACUCAGCAGCAUCACCAAGGUAAAGUGCAAAGCAAAGUUAUUUCGGAAACAUGGGGGCUUGUGAUUGUUACUGCUGGAUGGGAUGGUACAAUAAGGAUUUUCCACAAUUAUGGAUUGCCCGUGAGGCUCUAAAAAUUUCGUGGGGAUCACCCUGCUCUAGUCAAACGUUGUGAUCUAUGAGCCGAUAUGAUAAAAUAGUUCUUGAUAUUUCUCAAUAUUUGUCCGUCUUUCUUCUGUAGGUAAAAUUUUAGUCGGUAAGCAAUAUCAGUGGUAGAGUUAGCAGCUGCGAAGUUUUGGAGGAAGUAGGAUUUGUCCAUUCCAUGUUUCUGUUAGCAUACUCGUUGUAGGCGUUUAUUUAUGUGCUACGAGUUUGUAAAUCUUCACGUGCCUCCAUAUGAUGAAGGCCCUCUUAUUUCUAUUAUUUUCUCUUAUCUUCUUUCCUUAUGUUGACAUUUUUAUGUGAAUAACACUUAAUAUAAUACAAUACAGGAAAAAAAGUAGUAAAAAAUACAAUGAAAAUUUUGGAUUUUUCUA
Molecule: messenger RNA, 4560 nt
Organism: Ziziphus jujuba (common jujube)
Lineage: Eukaryota; Viridiplantae; Streptophyta; Magnoliopsida; Rosales; Rhamnaceae
Exons: 10
Coding region: 2182-4158 (658 amino acids)
Molecular function (GO): protein binding
Source: RefSeq, a predicted model, not a curated record